Molecule: messenger RNA, 1323 nt
Organism: Daphnia pulex (common water flea)
Lineage: Eukaryota; Metazoa; Arthropoda; Branchiopoda; Diplostraca; Daphniidae
Product: MIT domain-containing protein 1-like
Exons: 6
Coding region: 148-885 (245 amino acids)
Biological process (GO): midbody abscission
Cellular component (GO): midbody
Source: RefSeq, a predicted model, not a curated record
ACGGUGCGUGAGUUAAGUGGAUAUCACGACAACCAGAUGGCUCUGGUGACACCAUGACAAUGGACAAUUGUCCAACAACAUUGCUGGUUAGUGGCUGUGUGGUAAAACAUAUGAUUCAACUGAUUUACUGUUGAUGAAAAAAACUUAAUGAUGGCUGGAGACCCGGUGGCAGAGAAAGCUGCUGCAUCUGUUCUCAAGCGGGCUGUGGAGCUAGAUAAAGCAAAGAGAUUCACUGAAUCUCUCGUGUGCUACCAAGAAGGAUUGCAACUACUGAUGGAAGCCCUCAAAGCCAAAGGGCAAGAGGAUGGCAGGAGAGCUGAAUUGAGGAAGAGAGUAGUAGACUAUAUGGACAGAGCAGAAUUUCUGAAGAAGCAUGUCGAAAAUGAGAAAGAGGCUGGCAAAUACCACGAGAAAAUUGAAAUCACUGCCAACUCUGUUGGCUACAGCUAUCAAAAAGUCCUUGGGAGGUUCCUCGAUGAACAUGUAACCAGAGUGGAGAUUGAAGACCCCUACAUUCGUAGCAUUCACCAGGUGUAUAACUUAUUGAGGCUAAGCGAGCUCUUGGUGAGUAACUGCCGCAAUCUGAAAAGCAUCUUUCUACUGACGGGGAGAGAGCCCGGCAAUCAACAAGAAAUGUUGGACGAGCUGAAGCAAAGUCUAGCCAAACACAAAGUAGUGCUCACGGUUGAAUAUUCAACCACUCUACACGAUCGAGAAAUUCGCUUAGACAAUGGCUGGGUUAUCAAGAUCGGUCGAGGGUUGGACUAUUUCCGACCUCCCGAAGGCAAAUUCUCUCUGGGCUACUGUGACUUUGAUUUGAGACAAUGUCACGCCACGACCAUUGACAUUUUUCACAGUAGCACCGUCCGAUCGAUUCCCAAAUAAUAAGUGAUACAUUUUCAAAUACCUCCUAAUCAAGAUUAAGGGUUCAUUGAACCUCCAACAUUCUUUUGUGAUCGUAAAAAGAUUAUUAUGAUGCUGAAAGUGAUACCCUAAAGUCAGAUGCAAAAAGACUUUGACCUUUCGUCCGUCUUUUAUAAUGCCCUUUAGCUCCAGGAAUAUUUCCUUUGUUUUAAUCGAAAGUACAAUGACUUGUCAAUCGUCGUUCGCGCAGCAGGAGAACUAAACAUACGGUAUCCUUUAUCAAUAAUUCAUACAUUUUUUGUUGUUGUACUUCAAUUUUGUGUAUUUGGCGUCUCUCAAGACUGAAGCACAAGAAAUCAAAAUCAUUUUACCAAAUUCAGUGCCAAUAUGUUUGUUCUCAUUUGAGAGAAAUUGAUUCGGAAUGUUUGAUUUAAAUAAAGUAUUUUUUAUUAUUGCUGA